AUGCGCCGUCUUAGCCUCCCCUUGCUGGUGCUAGCCCAGCAGUGCCUAGCUCGUCAGCGAACGUUCAGCAUCCACGAGGACAUAUUUGCCUACCCCCAGUUCGAUGUAAUAUUCUCCGACAACUUUAUAUCCGAACACGAUGCCCAGUCGCUCGUUGACCGCGCGAAUGCCCACGCCACAUACAGCGCCGACUUCUCCUCCCAAUCAGACCUAGCCCAGAGAUUCCACUCAUUCGCGGACGGCGAGCCGCCGAGCAGUGAAGGUGACGAAUCGGACUCCAAAGUCAACUAUGAGAUCAUGAACAUGCCGCCGAACAAGUACCUAUGUUCGAUACCGAUUCUUGAAGAUUCGCAAGCCGACAACCAAACGGCGGCCGACCUCGCCAAGGCGGAGGAGGCGAAAGAGCUGGCGAGGGCGUCUGAGCGUGGAUGGGAGCUUCUAAAGCCUCUCGAUGGUCAGUGUCUCCACCAUAUUGACGGGUGGUGGAGCUAUAGGUUCUGUUACGGCCAGGAUAUCGUGCAAUAUCAUGCGCUCCCACAUAUCCCAAACGGACGGCCGCCUAUACAAGACCCUGAUACGGUGGCAUACGUUCUUGGCCGAGUUCCCGGCUCAGAAUCUGAGAAGAAAUCGAAGAGCAAAAAGCAGCAGCAGCAACAGCAACAGCAACAACAACAACAGGAUGCCACCGCCAAUACCAACGCCCAGGGCUCCUCGGCUCAGCCUCCAAAUGCGGAACUGCAAGUCAAGGGCGACCAGAAAUAUCUGGUUCAGAAGAUGGGAGCCGGCACUAUCUGCGACCUGACGGGACGCGAGCGCACGAUAGAGGUACAAUACCACUGCGCCCCGUCGAUGACAUCCGAGCGGAUUGCCUGGGUCAAGGAGGUCACUACUUGUGCAUACUUGAUGCUAGUCAACACGCCGCUCCUCUGCAGCGAUGUCGCUUUUCUACCACCGCAAGAAUCUACGGCUAACCCCAUCACAUGCCGACCCAUCCUAACCCUGGAGGACAUAGACUCCUACUCCCCCAAGGCUGUCGAUGCCAUGACCAACGCCCACCUUGAGGGUCCCAAAGGUAGCAUCCUCGGCUCCAACCCUCUCCACCACCCUCCCGUAGUCGGCGGCAUCAUUGUCGGUGGCCACAACAUCCUCGCCUCAGAUGGCGAAGGAGUUUCAUCCGUCAGUCUGGAGGUGCCGCGCAGCUUCGCAUCCGGGCGGCGCAAGGGGAAGCGUCAGGUCGAUAUCCUCGCCAGCCGCACGAGCGUAGAGGAAGGCUCGAAGUACUCUGGCCUCACUGAGGAAGAACUCAAGGCUAUGGAUAUAGACCCUAGUCUCGUCGAGGAUAUGAGGAAGGAGCUCCAGAAGCUAGCCGGUGAUAGGGCCUGGAGGCUCGAGGUUGUGCAAGUUGCAGGUGGUGAUAGGGAGAUUCGGGGAAUUGUGGAUGUAGAUGAAGAAGAAGAUGGCAAGGAUGGAGAAGGGGCCGAGAAAGCUGAGGGGGGUGACGAUGGUACUGAGGAGGAGUUUAUAUUUGAAGAGGAGUUGUAG
This is a messenger RNA of Scedosporium apiospermum, 1542 nucleotides long. RefSeq names its product Protein OS-9-like protein. The record is from RefSeq and is a predicted model, not a curated record. The coding region runs from base 1 to 1542 and encodes 513 amino acids. The transcript has 2 exons. Lineage: Eukaryota; Fungi; Ascomycota; Sordariomycetes; Microascales; Microascaceae. Gene Ontology annotation, cellular component: endoplasmic reticulum lumen. Gene Ontology annotation, biological process: retrograde protein transport, ER to cytosol; endoplasmic reticulum unfolded protein response.